This is a messenger RNA of Symbiodinium necroappetens, 5185 nucleotides long. Lineage: Eukaryota; Dinophyceae; Suessiales; Symbiodiniaceae. The record is from the annotation of a GenBank genome assembly.
GUGCGCGGUGUGCGCGAGCUUCUCUUACCUUGGAACCAAUGCCUAUGUCACGGUGAAGACCACUUGUAAGGUAUGCGGGAACGUUAACAAAGAGAAGAAGGUGUUUGAGAAGAAAGACCCCACAAAAUGCGCACACAUCAACACCAGCAAACUGGCCUCUAACCGGGCAGCAGCAAAGACAUUCUGCAAGAAUUGCGGGCACGUAGAAGAUGAGAUGCCACAAGAAGAGGCCCAGAGGAGGCGAAAGGCAGCGCCGGAGAUAGAGAGUGCUACUUCUGCGUCCUUCGAUUUGAUCUCCAACAUCGGUCGGAAUGUCACUGUUGCGGUGAAGUUGGAUGCCAUGCAGACCAUGAGAUUGGUUGAGGAGUUCAAGUUGCAGGUUGAGGAUUACAUUGUGUCACCAAACGUAGAGGGAAACUCAGAACCAACGCCGACACCCAAAGAACUCCUAGAGAUUCUCAACGACCUCCUGGAAAAGAAGGUGAUGGUACAUCAGGAAGCAGCACCAUCGGUGCGAUCGUCACCGGACGAGCUGUCUCUGGCUGCACCGUCACGUGCAGCGGAUUUUUGGAUCACAAGACCGGAGAUCGAGGAUGUCUUCGGAGUCUUUGACGAUGGAGUAAACAGUGGAGUGUCGUUCAAGGGACUUGGUGGUUCGACGAAGACCUUGGGAGAUAAGAGGAUGCCCCUGUGUCGAACCAAGGGAAGCAACCUUUUGGCAGUGAAUCUGACCGGUGGCUUCCGUGGCUUGAUGCGCAUUCACGCCCACUUAGGACUAGGGGGCACACUGUAUGUCGUCAAGGUGGUGGUUGCAUGCGAGGAGAUCGCCGUGGAAAUGACCUCCGUCAGCAGACAAGCAGUUGGGUUCACGGACGAUACGACAGAUAAGCCUGGAAGAACGCGGGAGAAGACUUUCUACGUGAACACGACCAACUCUGGGCGUCAGGGCCCCAACGCCCGCGCUUGCCUUCCUGCGGUGACACACUAUGCCGAGGGGUUCAGGGCGGGCCUGGGCAGGCGCAGGCAGUGUCGUGCGAGACUCGUGUUCGGGAUCGGGGAGGAUGGAGAUCCUAUCCAUCCGCGCGUACAUGCAGUCGUGAAAGUUGUGAACGAGCAGUUGGUGAUAAGUGGAUUCUUCCUCGACCCGGAAGAUGAUACGAUGAGUCCUGCCAAGGUGCCGAUCGGGCCCUUCCUGAGCGUUUACUUUGAAGGCAUGUCGGUCCGCGAGGCUUCAGCUGCCUGGAAGGGUGGGCCGCCUGCAAGACCGAGACCUGCACCCAAAGUGAAGCAAGGCCCUGCAAUAACAGAUCCGAAGUUAAAGGAGCUGCAGGCAGGCUUGCCGCCUGGAUGGGAAGUACGAGAAUCUCGAUCGAAAAAGGGCAUUUACUUCUUUGCCCAUCCCUCGUCUGGCCGCUCUCAGAUGGAACGGCCUAGAGCGUCUCCCCUGUCAGAAGGGAACAACCUCGCGCAAUGGAUGGUUGGUGUAAAGAUCACCGCCUUCGACAAGAGCUACACCCAGUUUGAGCGACUUUACAUGACCAUCGUUGAGCAGCUCAUGGAGACGACGCUGGAGCCCUUGCGCAGUAUGGCCAAAACCAUGGCUUCUCGCGGCUAUCGUGGCUUCGUCAAGAAGAGCCUAUGCUUUCUGUCUGUGCUUAGCCUGUUUGCCGCUGCGCUGUUUUGGUCGUCAUUCCUUGAGCAGGACCGGAGAGACUCUGAACUGAAUGCAGUACGACAGCUUCAAAAGCAACUCACGCAAGAGAAGGGUCUGGUGGCCUCCUUUAGUGCAGCGGCCGCAGCAGCAGAAAAAAAGGCAGAGGCUGCCGCAGUCAAGCUCAAGGAAGCAGAGGCACAACUGGCCGCCAAGGCUGUCAAGGUUGCUGAGAUUCGAGACGCAGUUCUUGCCUCGAUGAAUGCCACCACCAGACCUGCUCGGCAAUUCGACUUAGUCUUGGACAGGCAGAUUCUACACGAUCGUGACAACGUAUCUGCAGUAGCAGACUUUGACUUCGCUCAGCGCGGAGAAAUUCUAAUAAGUAGCUGCACCGUGAAAUUAUUUGAUGUGCGAUCCGGGCAGUGUUUGGCGACCUACGACAGUUUCGAGUCACAGGUUUCCUCUGCGACAUUUUCGCCAGAUGGAUCGGGCAUUUUAUGUACCACUGUACGAGGUUUCGCGGCAGUCUGUGCGGCUGCAUCAGAUAAGCAAGUUCACAUGUCCCACGCCGGCAAGUGGAGCCGCUGUGCUCAUUUCAUCUCAGAAGGCAGCGCAAUUCUUGCCGUGCUGCGAGAUGGUACUGCCCGAAUAUUUGAUGCAGGUUCUGGGUGUGUAACUUUGCACUUGCGAGAGAACGGGGUGGUGUGCGAUGCUGCAGUCUCGAAGGACAAGUCAAAGGCCACUCUGGUAUCGAGCGAUUGUACGGCAAGGAUAUACUCCCUGACAGAACCACGCAUUGCGUGUUCGGUGCUGGUUCGGCAACUUGGGGAUUACAUCCCUCCGCAGCCUGUCAGCUUCUCUGCUGAUGGUACACGCAUAUUGUUUGCAUUGGAUUGUUGCCAUGUUAGAGUUCUCGAUGCAAGCACCGGCGAGUUCCUCAGCCUGUGCGAAGGCGGAAUGCAGCAUAUCACUGCCGCCUGCUUUUCGGGGGAUGGACAGUUCGUGCUGGUCUCGUAUUAUCGUUCCACUGUAAAAGUCUUUGAUGCAACAACUGGAGUCUCUGCAGUCCGCCUCGUCACCAUAGACGUCUUGUCGGUCUUAGAUUGUGAGGAGCCAGCUCCGCUCGACUCAGCGCCUCCGCCAGGUCACUACACAUCCAUAGGCUUGGCUGCCGUGGCAGUGCGGCCCCGAGACAAGAAAUACCAGAAACGAUUCGCCAUCUCAAUUGCUAGCCAAAGAUGCUACGCAAAGAAGCACGGUUCGAAGCAAAUUGAGGACAUCAAGCGCAUUGCUGGCUUGCAAGAGGCCACUCUGUCCUUUGAAGAGAAGCAGCAGAUCGAGCAAAGACGGGCACAAGCAGCCGAACGAAAGGACCUCUUGCGAGCACAGACUGAGCGCAAGCGACAUGAGGCCAGUGAACUUCAGUCGAAGCUCGCAAGGCGAAGAGCCCGAGAGCAGAUGCAGGAUGACUGCAUGGAGACUGAGGCCAUCUCCCAGAGGGUGGUCACAACCGAGCCGAUGGCAUUGGUCGAAUCGCUUGACCAGCGCGGUAACUCGUUUUCCACAGCUCCAACUCAGAACAUCCAAGCUGACGUUGUUGUCCCGCCUACGCAAGAGCCGCGCAGCACACAGCGGACACAUGAGCCCGUGAGUGUCAAAGAGCACGAAGUUGCUGCCGAUGGUGUGAGCUUAGUCGAGGAUGCAUUUGCUCAGUCUACCAAGAGGCUUGACAUCCGUGCCAGCUAUGAGUAUGCGGUUAUCGACCCUUCGGAGUAUCCGGCCUGUGACCAGUUUCGUGAUUUCUUUUUCCGAAAGCAUUGCUCCGUGGCACGUUUCCUCGAGACGACGUCGGGCGAUCACAUUCUGUUUGUUUUCGACGGUGACAACCCCGUGGUUUGGCUCGACAGAGGCUUGGACCAUUGGUUGAAGGAGGUGGCCGCAACGGAUGUUGUCCUGUACGAGCGCUGGAUGAAUAACGAGAUCAUGGCAGGAAACUAUGCGGUGAGGAACUCGGACUUUGGCAUCCGCUUUCUUGACGAUUGGGCCAGCUUUGAAGAGGAGCUUCCAAGAAGCGGCUACCACUCCUCCGACAACGGUGCCAUUCACCUACACUUGCUUCGCGUACUGGGCUUGAAGAAUGAGAAGCCCUGCAAGUACCAGUGGGAUCAUCUUGGAAGCGAUCGUGAUCAUAUGGACGAAUACUAUGGCUUCGUUACUUGCGCAAGGCUGGUGAUGGGUGCCCCAAGACGGUGGAAGAUAGCUGGCACGCCGCGAGUCACGAUCCUACCUCGAGGCCAUGCCUGGGCAAUCGAUGGUGGCGAUGCUGACAGCCACGUGUCAUCAGUUGGUGCAAUUUCACAUCAUGGACAGAAGACGGAAGCAAACUAUCGACAGUAUUUUCAGGACAGCUUUGUCGACAACGGCGGCUCCGACUGCGAUGCGAUGGUCAGGAAAGGCUUCUAUGUCGACCCGCGGCAGUACGGCGAGUCGCUGUUGAGCAAGCUGAAAGCGCGUACUGACGGCGCCAUGCUAGACUGGACUCGACAGCACGUCCCGUCCUGGGACUUCGCCUACUUGGGCUGCAUGGCGACCUUGUCCUGCCGGCCGCUGGAUGACGGUGAAGCCCUCCCCGUCAGCAUACCCAGGCCGAUACAGUCGUCGAUUCCCUUCAAGAAGGUCCCGAAAGAUGCCAAAUUCGAGGUGUGUGCCGGAGAGUGGGAGACCUGCAAAUGCGUGGGCUUCGUGUAUUUCGGAACGAAAACGCGCCGAAGUCCUGUCGUGGAGGUCCAAGCUGGCGAAGGCAAGAUCGACUGCCGUGCUGAUAACUUUGACGGGGAUCCGGCCAUUGGCGAGAUCAAGAAAUGCCACUGCGCACCUGCUGCCGAAAAAACGUGCGAUGCGCUCCUCAGCACAUCUGGAGAUCCCUUCCGGGAGGUUCAAGCCGCUUCUCUAUGUCAGCGCCUGGGCCUCCUGAAGCAAGAUGUCGACUUUGGGGGCAGGAAUCAAGUCAUGCAUUUUGACUCCAGCCUCUUGGAAAAGGCGCACAGAGUCCUCCAAAUGGAAACAUAUGCCGAGGUGCAAGAGAUGGCACGUGCACUAAUUCAGGACUUCGAGUCUUUGUGCAAGGUCCUGUUGCACUUAAAUGACAACCAAGCCAAGCCGGAACUCAAAGAGAAUGCAGAGUUGACUUCUGCGAUCUUGAGGCUUGAGCAGGUAUGGGCUGACUGCCAGUUCAUCCUUCACCAGGGCUGCCUGGACUUCAUCGAGGUGUUGGAGAGAGAAGUCUUGCCCCAGCUAAGUCCGAUGUUGAGAUGGCAAAUCGGAAUUGCGCUGGGCUGCUCUGAAGGAAGACCUCUGGACCCCGAUGUUACGCAAGCGGACAUUAAGGCGGCGAAGGUGGCGCUUUACCAGACGGUGCCCAUGAUGGUCUACGUGGAGGAGCUUUGGCGGGAUGCCAACCCAGAAGAAUCCAGCUGCGUGUACUUGCUCUUUGGCUGCCAGUAUGGAAAGGGCGCACGGCCUUCAAGUUAA